Messenger RNA from Amphibalanus amphitrite, 2164 nucleotides. RefSeq names its product trifunctional enzyme subunit beta, mitochondrial-like. Gene Ontology annotation, molecular function: acyltransferase activity, transferring groups other than amino-acyl groups. Gene Ontology annotation, biological process: fatty acid beta-oxidation. The record is from RefSeq and is a predicted model, not a curated record. The transcript has 11 exons. NCBI's taxonomy places the organism in Eukaryota, Metazoa, Arthropoda, Thecostraca, Balanomorpha, Balanidae. Bases 230 to 1603 code for a protein of 457 amino acids.
CCAAGGCCGUUUCCUGUUUCUCCUGUUUCUCUGUUUCCUUGCUUAGUGCUUACCGACAACAUAUAAGGCUUUUUGUUCUGACUUUUGAGCUGCAAGCUUAAAUUAAGUAUUCAAUGCAGGAAAGCUGAUAAAUAUGUCUUCACUGGUCCUCCGUAUGGCAGCGGAUGUGCAUGGUGUUGGUGUCUGUCUUGUAACCCUGUCUUUAUUUACUUAGCCCCUGUAGCAAGUCAUGGCUGCCCUUCAGAUCAAGCCAGCCCAGCUGAAAAAGCUGUUCACUUAUGGCGGCGUCCGCACGAUGGCUGCUGCCGCGCAGGGCAAGAAGAACAUUGUGCUGGUGGAGGGUGUCCGCACGCCUUUCCUCAUGUCUGGCACCGACUACAACAAGAUGAUGCCCCACGAUCUGGCCCGCGAGUCGCUGCUUGGCCUGGUGCGUAAGGUGGGCUGCGAGCCGUCCGACAUCGACUACGUCACCAUCGGCACCGUCAUCCAGGAGGUGAAGACGAGCAACAUCGCGCGCGAGGCGAUGCUGGGCGCCGGUUUCUCGGACCGCACCCCGGCGCACACUGUCACCAUGGCCUGCAUCAGCUCCAACGCCGCCAUCGCUACCUCGGUGGGUCUGAUCCAGGCCGGCGUGUACGAUACCUGCGUGGCCGGCGGUGUCGAGUUCAUGUCCGACAUCCCCAUCCGCCACUCGCGCCAAAUGCGCGCCCUGAUGCUGCGCGCCAACCGCGCCAAGACGAUGGGCCAGCGGCUGGGCCUGCUGGCCUCCAUCCGGCCCUCGUUCUUCACACCGGAGCUGCCCGGUAUUGCCGAGUUCUCCACCGGCGAGGUGAUGGGCCACUCGGCCGACCGUCUGGCGGCGGCGUUCUGCGUCAGUAAGGCCGAACAGGACGAGUUCGCCACGCGCUCCCACCGCUGCGCCAUGGACGCGCGCGACAAGGGCUACCUCUGCGAUGUGGUGCCCGUGAAAGUGCCGGGCAAGGAGAUGCUGGUGGAACAGGACAACGGCAUCCGUAUCACCCCGCCGGAGAAGAUGGCAGCCAUGAAGCCGGCCUUCAUCAAGCCACACGGCUCCGUCACCGCCGCCAACUCGUCCUUCCUCACCGACGGCGCGUCAGCAUGCCUCAUCACCACCGAGGAGAAGGCCAAACAGAUGGGCUGGAAGCCCAAGGCGUACCUCAGGGAGAUGACGUUCGUCUCGCAGGACCCCAAGGACCAGCUGCUGCUCGGGCCGACGUACGCCACGCCGCGCGUCCUGGAGAAGGCCGGCCUGAAGCCGAAGGACAUUGACGUCUGGGAGUUCCACGAGGCGUUCGCCGGUCAGAUCCUGGCCAACUUCAAGGCCAUGGACUCUGACUACUUUGCCAAGUCCCAGAUGGGCCGCUCGGCCAAGGUGGGCGCUCCACCGAUGGAGAAGUUCAACAACUGGGGCGGCUCGCUCAGCAUCGGACACCCCUUCGGUGCCACCGGUGUUCGUCUGGCGAUGCACGCGGCGCACCGUCUGAUCCAGGAGGACGGCAAGCUGGCUCUGAUCGCCGCCUGUGCCGCCGGAGGACAGGGAGUCGGCAUGAUUGUGGAGCGCUACCCGGGGGCCAAGCUGUGAGCCGGGCCACGUGACUGAACGCCCACAGACGCCGCCAGUUGCCGGAGAUACUCCGGCGCCUUAACAAUGCAAGUGGCCUCCCGUGGGGCGAGCGGGAGGCUGCCACGGUUACGGGCCGGGUCAGCCAGAGGGGCGACCGGCGCCAGACUCCGCGCCGUGGUGAAAUGCGCCUAUUUUAUCGGUAUGGGCACAUACGGAGUGCUGACGAUUUUGUAUGAAAGGGGAGUGUGGAGUGUGGUGCAGUUAUCGGAGUACGAACUGGAAACUUAUCUAGCGCCUGUUUCAAGCACCGUGAGAUGUGAUGGUGGUUCGUUAUCAGAAAUAUGGCUGAUCUGGGAGAUAAACAUGUUGGAAUGAAUGGAUUAUAGGUGGUCGUUGCCGAUAUCGAUAUCGGCCGUGAAACGUACAUCGCUCGCCUGUCGGCUGUAUUUGGACUGUGGCGCCAUCUGGAUAGUGGUGGCCCGGUGUUGACAAUAUCAACACCGAUAAACACGCGCUAUCCUGUCCCAGACAAGUGUGAUCCAUGUAGCCUGCUGAUUCCAAUAAACGGAACUUAUUGUG